Sclerotinia trifoliorum is the source of this 1142-nucleotide messenger RNA. Lineage: Eukaryota; Fungi; Ascomycota; Leotiomycetes; Helotiales; Sclerotiniaceae. The record is from the annotation of a GenBank genome assembly.
UCGCGCCAGAAACAACAACUUUAUUUCUUUCAAUUAAUCGAAAUCUCACAGAAUGGUCCGUAAACUCAAGCAUCAUGAGCAAAAGCUUCUGCGAAAAGUAGAUUUCACAACAUACGCAUCGGACAAUAAUCAUCGAGAUGCGGCUGUUAUACGAAGAUAUGCGAUCCAGAAACCUGGAGAUUAUCAGAAAUACAAUAGACUAUGCGGUGUAUGAUUCUUUUCUCUCCAUUAAAGCAUUUUUCAAAUAUUAAUUGUAUACACAGUCUCUCCGCCAACUUGCCCACAAACUUACACUUCUUCCCCCCGAUUCCCCAGUCCGUCUAAAGCACGAACAGCUCCUUCUCUCUAAGCUUCACGAUAUGGGAAUUCUUCCUUCAACCGCUUCCACGUCCAAACUUUCUUCAGUUGAAUCGCACGUUACUGUUUCCGCAUUCUGUCGAAGACGUUUACCGGUAGUAAUGACUAGGUUAAGGAUGGCAGAGACUGUACAGGCUGCGAAUAAGAUCAUUGAGCAAGGACAUGUCAGAGUGGGCACGGAAACGAUCACGGAUACAGCAUUUCUAGUUACAAGAAGUAUGGAGGAUUUCGUUACCUGGGUGGAUGGUUCGAAGAUCAAGCGGAACAUCUUGAAAUAUAGAGAGAAGUUGGAUGAUUUCGAUUUACUGUGAAGGAUCACGAGAGAUGAAAAUAAGGAUGGUUGGAGUUUUGGUCCCUGGAAAAUUUGCUUGGCUGGAGUUUGGUGGGCAACAGAAUUAGAUGAGAAGGAUACCUCAAGACAAUUCAUGGAUAAGUAGUCUGUAAAGUAUAACAAGGAAUUAAUGAUCUCAAUCAUCUCAAAUUUUCUGAGGUGCAAAACAAAUCGGUCAUCAAAGCACGGCAGGAGAGGAAAAACAGGAGAAAUGAAACCUCAUGGUAUUAAGAUCAUGACAUGGAGGAGUAUUGAAGUAUUAUGUUUAGUUCGACCUUGAACAAUGUUUCAAUAGCAUGAAAACUUUGGUGGAGCAUAAAUUCCAAGGGGACGCCAAACAAAACUAUUUUGGGUUUGCACCAGGAAUCCAAUCAUAUUGCGUAAAGCCCUGCAACCCGGAGGCAUCUGUUUUUUUUUCUUAACCCUUUAAAAUAGACAAAUUAUAUAUCCUCGG